Molecule: messenger RNA, 1371 nt
Organism: Bombyx mori (domestic silkworm)
Lineage: Eukaryota; Metazoa; Arthropoda; Insecta; Lepidoptera; Bombycidae
Product: putative nuclease HARBI1
Exons: 4
Coding region: 355-1095 (246 amino acids)
Source: RefSeq, a predicted model, not a curated record
GAUCCUCGAUCUUUUUUCAGCGAUUUCGGAUCGAAAUUUCAAUCCAAAAAUUACAAAACUGUUUCAAUAACCAAACCACAGAUUGCUUUGGCAAUCCGAAAAUGCAAUCAAUCUGCUAGAGGGCGUCAAUCCAUUUCUGCCACUUUUUGGAUCGCCCUCUGUUGGAAAAAGUCUGUAGUUGGGUUUCAAUAUUCGAUCUUUCGUCUUUGACAAAUCUAUUUACGGCUAUCUGCAAUCUAUUUUUACGAUCCUAAAAUUUUGGUCGAUUUGGCAAGCAAUCUUUCGGAUUAUUUACUGUUUACAAAAUAUUUAUUUAGCUUAUCAAUUACUGAUAGAAUUAAAAUAAAGAACAUAAUGGCCGGAACUUUAAUGUCUAGUGAUAGUGACAGUGAUCUUGAAGUGCUGGAGCAGCUUUCAGAUUGGGAUAAUGAGGAUACUGAUGGAGACGAAGGUCCAUCAGGAUCACGAAGAAGCUAUUGCCGUAUUGAUUAUACUCAGUGCCUAACUGAUGCUGAAUUUACAUUUAGAUUUCGUCUUAACAAAGCUGCGGUACAAUUACUUUUAUCGGAAAUAAUGCCACAUGUAAAAGUAACCUGCAAUCGAAAUCAUGGAGUUGCACCACUUCACCAGCUACUCCUAACCCUCCGAUUUUAUGCAUUGGGUACAAUGCUAAUUUCUGUAGCGGAUUUCGUGGGCGUGUCAAAAUCGACCGCCAGCAGAAUAGUUCACGAUAUAUCUGGAGCUAUAGCCAUACUGUACAAUAAAUACAUUGUAAUGCACCCUAAUCAUGUGGACAAGUUUUUUCAAUAUGGUCAAUUCCCACGUGUCCUGGGUGCAAUUGACUGCACUCACAUACGGAUACAAUCUCCAAAUCACACAAUAGGCGAAGAGUUCAGAAACCGAAAAGGCUACUUUUCAUUAAAUGUUCAAGCAGUUUGUGAUGCUGAUUUGAAGUUUAUGAAUGUUGUAGCCCGGUGGCCUGGUUCUGCACAUGAUGCUACUAUAUUUAAUAAUUCUGUUUUAAGAGCUCAGUGUGAAGCUGGGACUUUUGGGAAUCGCUGGUUGCUGGCUGACAGUGCCUAUCCAAACAGAUGAUAUAUGUUGACACCAAUUUUAAAUCCUAGUGCUAGAAAUGAACAAAAAUAUAAUGAUGCACAUAUUGCAACAAGAAACCUUAUUGAAAGGUAAGUGUUACAUAACCAGAAGAAUUGAAAAUCUACAGUAUGAUAAUAUUCACUAUGGAUGUACCUAUCACAGUAGACAUUAUGGGUAUAGCUAGUGAUUUUUACUUGUAUGAGUAUUAUACAAGUAACACACUAAACAAUAAUUAUCUUUUACAGAACCUUCGGUGUAUGGAAGCGACGUUUUCCA